AUGGAUCCACCAUUACCAAUUUUACUGGGACUUUCCCACUCACGCACUCCCCAGCUCAUCCUAUUUACCUGGGUCUUGGCUUGCUACAUCACCAUCCUGUUCUGUAACUUCCUCAUUGUGGUGACCAUCCAUGUCGAACCCCACCUCCUCCAUUCCCCCAUGUAUUUCUUACUCUCCAGUCUUUCCUUGAUUGAUAUGUCCUUGGGUUUCAUGGCUGCUCCUAAGACGAUGGCCAAUCUGAUGGCCUGUGGCCAUACAAUUUCCUUUGGGGGCUGCAUGGCCCAGCUCUUCUUCCUCCAUCUCUUUGGGGGUGCAGAGAUGCUCCUCCUCGCCAUCAUGGCCUACGAUCACUACGUGGCCACCUGCCACCUGCUGAGGUACAUGGCCAUCAUGGACCGGCCGCGCUGCUUCAGGCUCCUUAUGGUUUGCUGGGUAGGAGGCCUCAUUUAUACCACUAUCCAGAUGGUGGUGGUUACCCAGCUACCCUUCUGUGGGUCCAAUGUGCUGGACAAUUUCUACUGUGACAUCCCACAGGUUAUCAAGCUAGCUUGCACAGAGACUUUUGUCAUUGAGUUACUCAUGGUGGCCAACAGCCGCCUGCUCUCCUUGCCCUGUUUCUUGAUCUUGCUCAUCUCAUAUGCUGUCAUCUUGGCCACCCUACAAGGAUACUUCAGGAAAGGGAGUGGGAAGGCUCUGUCCACCUGCAGCUCUCACCAUAUUGUGGUCAGUCUCAUUUAUUUAUUUAUU
Messenger RNA from Eublepharis macularius, 747 nucleotides. Its product is annotated as olfactory receptor 4Q3-like. The record is from RefSeq and is a predicted model, not a curated record. Gene Ontology annotation, biological process: G protein-coupled receptor signaling pathway. The transcript has a single exon. Gene Ontology annotation, molecular function: olfactory receptor activity. Gene Ontology annotation, cellular component: membrane. The annotation marks the transcript as partial. NCBI's taxonomy places the organism in Eukaryota, Metazoa, Chordata, Lepidosauria, Squamata, Eublepharidae.